This is a messenger RNA of Amphibalanus amphitrite, 2347 nucleotides long. RefSeq lists its product as uncharacterized. The record is from RefSeq and is a predicted model, not a curated record. The transcript has 7 exons. Bases 388 to 993 code for a protein of 201 amino acids. Lineage: Eukaryota; Metazoa; Arthropoda; Thecostraca; Balanomorpha; Balanidae.
ACCAGGUGCCGUGGGCUGCGACACCUAUCAGUCACCGCCGCCGACCUCCCGCUACUGAGGGGACAGCUGCCGGAGGGUCUCUGGUGCCUCAAUGUCAGAGGGCCGGAGGUGACCGAGCCGAGGUGGCCGAGACGGUCCCCGUGGGGCGGUCUGUCAGUGUCGCUUCAGGGGGUGGCUGCCGACACCAUCAGUCACCUGGCUGACCUGGGACGGACGGUCACAGGACUGGAGAUAUACGAUUGUACUGAUCACACGACCGGCAGCCUGGAGCCCCUCACCAGGUGCCGUGGGCUGCAGGAGCUAUCAGUCACCGCCGCCGACCUCCCGCGACUGAGGGGGCAGCUGCCGGAGGGCCUCAGACUCCUCAAUGUCAUAGGGCCGGAGGUGAUGGAGCCGAGCUGGCCGGGACGGUACGGGAAUGAUGGUCUGUCAGUAUCGCUCCAGGGGGUGGCUGCCGACACCAUCAGUCACCUGGCUGACCUGGGACGGACGGUCAAACGACUGGAGAUAUACGACUCUCCUGAUCUCACGACCGGCAGCCUGGAGCCCCUCACCAGGUGCCCUGAGCUGCGGCGUCUCACCCUGUCCGGCGGCGUCCCUGACACCGUGAGCCUGGAGCCCCUCACCAGGUGCCGUGAGCUGUGGGUUCUCACCCUGUCCGGCGGCGUCCCUGACGCCGUGCUGGACAGUCUCAGCGGCUGCCCCUGGCUGUGGGAGCUUAGACUGGGGGACCUCCAGCGGCCGGCAGAGACGGCCUUCACAGCAGCAGCGGUCACCAGACUGGUGAAGUCGUGUCGGCAGCUGCGUGAGCUGGGCCUUCACUGCACGGCAGACACCGGCCGGGCCGUGCUGACCGCCCUGAAGGAGGCGGACCUGGGCCGGUACAGUGAUGGCCGGCCCCGUACCAUCUGUCUCAGUGUCCCCGAGGAGCUGUACGAUCAGCUGAAGAGCCAGCAAGGCGAUGGGGUCAGAGUGUGUCAGUGGAAGUAUUGAUGCGCUGCACUACCGACCGUGCAGUGAUGAGCUGACUGCAGAGAGGCCGAGCCAGUCGGCCGGGGCCGCCAGCUGACUGCUGCCGUGUGUGCUGCACCAGCCGGCACUGAGAGCGGCGCCGGUCAGCCGGCACACGGCCCCCGUGUCCGCUCUAGUGUAGUGAUUUAGUUGUAGUAGAAGUAGUGUAGAUGUAGUAGAAGCACACGAGUGUGAUGUAGUGGGUAACUACCCGGCGGGUAUUGUGGGUAAUUGAUUGGACGGAUAUGAUCUUGUUGGUAAUUACCGGGCGGGUAUUGUGGGUAAUGGGACAGUGAAAAGUGAUGUAGUGGGUAAUUACCAGGCGGGUAUUGUGGGUAAUUGGACAGUGAAAAGUGAUGUGCUGGAGAGACUACCAAUCGUGACAUUACGCUAUUCUGCAUGUAGAACACACGUCUCUGACCGUCCGACUCGGUUCACCGCGCCUGGUCCCGGCGGCACGGCCGGCCUCGGUCACGUGACCGUCCCCCGGUGGAGUAGGACGGCUCGGUCACGUGACCGCUCCCCCGGGUCUGGCUGUACCUCGGCUCGGCGGUGCUGAGCGCCGUGCUGAGCGUGUUGUGACACGUCCCACACGGACAGCUCUACUCGACUACUGGCUAGCUGCCGUCCGAGCUGGCAGUAUACACGCGGUGCCAGUUCAGACGGCGGCCGGCCGCGCCGCGCCCGCCCGCUCCGGUCCCGGCCGGCGGCCGUCACCCGGCCCGGGGCGGGGACCGGUCCGUCAGCUGACCAUUGGUCAGUCAGCUGAUUGGUCAGUCAGCUGAUUGGUCUGUCAGCUGAUUGGUCAGUCAGCUGACCAUUGGUCCGUCAGAUUGGCCAGUCAGAUGUCUACUAUAUACACGAGAGGAGACGCUUCAGCUGUACCAUCUGUAGCCUGGGGCAAUUAGCUACCGGGCGAGUAUUGUGGGUAAUUGGAUGAAGUGAUGCGAUGUAGUGGGUAAUUACCGGUCAGGUAAUGUGGAUGAUGUAACCCUGGGUAUGAUAUAGCCGGCUAUCCAACGGUCGGAUAUAGUCAGCUGGAUGCUACUGAAUUGUGUAGAGCUCUGACGGCACCGGUCAUAACGAGUGUCCUCGCGUCUGUCCGACUCGGUUCACGGAAGCACGCCGUCACGGCCCGGGUGUGCGCCGCCAUGUUUUGUGUCCUCUGCUUCGUACAGGGGGGUAAUUGGGCUACCGACCGAUUGGGAGUCGGAGUCGGAGUCCGUGUCGAUCAAGCUGCCUUGACUCCGACUCCGGAACGGCUUUUUAGAUUUUAGUUAUCACUUGGCCAUGCUACUGGUUAUCGGCUGCGCUUUGACUAAUACAUUUUACACAU